AUGUCAUUCUCCAAUAUCUACACUCACCGCAAGGUCGCGGAAACGGCGGCCAAGGGCUGCGAUGUCUGCUACCGUGCCACAAGUAGCGUCCUGGUCGCUCCCGAAAAUAAGGACUUUUUCUACGUUUGCCCCAGUCAUCUGAAAGACAAGAACUUCUGCUCACCUAUCAUCGACAAAGAGGCCGUUGAAGCGAAGAAGAAGAAGGCUCUCGAGGACGAGGUUGCGCGUGUAAAGAAGGAGUACGAAGACAAACAAAAGAAGAAGAAGGAAAAAGAAGAGAAGGACAAGGAGAAAGAGAAAGACAAAGACAAGGAGAAAGAGAAAGACAAGGACGACAAAAAGACAGAGGACGAGGAGAAGGAAGACAGCGUCAAGGCAAGCUCUUUGAUAUCCCGCUUGUUGCUUCUUGAGUCUGGUUUCUUGGGAUAUCGGCUAACAAACUUCAAGAACGGCACCGAAACGCCAUCUCCGGCCGCGGAAGAGGAGCCACGCGUAUUCGCACUUCAAAAGAACUUCUUCGGAGCCCGACUUGAGAAGAAGCGACAAAUGGAGAUCGCAAAGAGGAACCGGGAACGUCUUCAGCAACCAAACCUAUUUCCAUCAGUUCCGAAAGGCAUGCCGGGUAGUUGA
Molecule: messenger RNA, 630 nt
Organism: Colletotrichum abscissum
Lineage: Eukaryota; Fungi; Ascomycota; Sordariomycetes; Glomerellales; Glomerellaceae
Exons: 3
Coding region: 1-630 (209 amino acids)
Biological process (GO): vacuolar transport
Cellular component (GO): endosome
Source: RefSeq, a predicted model, not a curated record